GCGGUCGCGAUGGAAAAGUACAGCCGCUGGUCCGACUUGACGACUGGCAUCAACCCGUUUGUGCCGCCGCCGCAUCAACUGCCGGCGAAUGCCAUCCUGCGAUGGACGCAAGUCUUCUUCGGAGGUAUUCUGGCGCUGCUUCGAUGGAUCUUGCUCUUUCCACUCGUGCUUGGGCUUGUGUUGCUCAGUGCCGUCCACACGAUACUCGAUCAUGUGCCGUUCCUUGGACGCGUCAUCCAUCGAGCGACAGACUGGAUUGUGCUAGGCUUGAUCCUUGUUGUCACGACGAUAUUCAUCAAGGACGAAGCGGCAAACGCCAGACGCUUGGGGCUGCUCACGCCAGGCACGAAACCACCUGCGCUGGGCGGCAUCAAGGCUGGGGAUGUCAUUGUGGCCAACCACUCGUCCGUGCUCGACAUUUUGUACUUUGGCUUUCGGUACUCGCCCGUGUUUGUGUUCCCGUGCGCGUCCGACGCUUCCAAGAACCUAGUGCAAACAUUCGGCUUGCUAGGAGCAUUUGCCCAGGCCAUGGCUCCUCCGCUGACUUCUCUCACCCGCCCAGUCAAGCUCCAAGACGUUCUUCGUCGCACGUCUAGUCCCGUCGUUGUCUUUCCAGAGGGCACUCGAAGCAACGGCAAAGCGGUGUUGACGUUUCUCCCUAUCUUGGACAGUUUACCACCCCCGACUCGCGUCCACCUUGUGGCGAUUCGGUACUACGAACUAGUACUCAUUCUAGCUAGCAUGCUGUGUACUUCGUGGUCCAUAUAUCGUCAUCGUCCUUCUUUGGGUAUUGUAGAUACGAAUCCAAAGCGAUUUCGCCAACCCAUACAUGCGGAUCGGCGGGGUGGCAUCUCUUUUGCCGCGUGCUUUCACAUGCGUACCACACUGUCAAAAUCACGACGCUGGCCUCGGAAUUCGUGCCCAAGGGGUCCACUUCCCAGCAAUUACAGGCGCUGCUGGCGUCGAUGCUGCGCACCAAGGCCGUGCACUUGACCUGCGCUGACUUUGCGUCUUUCAAUGCGUACUGGGCGCAUGUCAACGGCGGGGGACGGCAGCCGGCGUCGGCAUUUACGUCGCGGAAGGCACCGCACGAACAUGCGCAGUGGAAGACGUCCGACGACUAGAGGGGGGUAGUAGUCGUCGAUAUCAUCCGUUGUUGCCCAAGCAAGUACUGUAGAUCGACAACCACACGAGAGUUGAGGUCAAGAAACGUGGGGCGAUGGGACAUUGUAUUAAUGCAAUUUCAUUGCUAAUUCGUACGCGCUGAUGGCUAAUUCGGCGGCAAUCAAAAUAAUAAUAUACCAUUCCAUUCGCGUGCC
Aphanomyces astaci is the source of this 1319-nucleotide messenger RNA. RefSeq lists its product as hypothetical. The record is from RefSeq and is a predicted model, not a curated record. The coding region runs from base 10 to 993 and encodes 327 amino acids. NCBI's taxonomy places the organism in Eukaryota, Oomycota, Saprolegniomycetes, Saprolegniales, Verrucalvaceae. Gene Ontology annotation, molecular function: acyltransferase activity. The transcript has 6 exons.